Seminavis robusta is the source of this 2707-nucleotide messenger RNA. Lineage: Eukaryota; Bacillariophyta; Bacillariophyceae; Naviculales; Naviculaceae. The record is from the annotation of a GenBank genome assembly.
CGAAUUGAUUCGACUCGAUUCGAUUCGAUUCAUCAUUCGCUCCAGUUCGGCAACCGCUUCGAUCUUCUAGCCUCACCAUUUUGCACCAAACGACUGCACCAGUUAGCAAAGGCGUGCUUUUCGACAACACCACCUUCCACCACUUAGCCAAGAAGACUUGGUUGUCCGACUACGGUACCAACUAUCUCGCUAGUCGAGGCCGUGCAUUGACCUGAAAAUCUUGUCGAAGGAGGGAAGUCGAGUCGAGUUUACUAGUAGUUCCUUUUUGUUUUAAAAUAAGCGUGUCAUUGGUUGUCCUUGGAUUUCGAUCGAGUCGAGUCGAGCCGAAAAAGUGCACCAGCACCAAUAAUCUAUCUCUACCAUCAUCAUGGAUCGCCAGUUGUUGAAUCGAGCGACGGAUAGUUCCGAUGCUCCAACUCCCGGAUAUCUGUACGUGGACAUUGCCAAGAAUGCCGCUUCAUCACCCGUCGCCUGUCAGGAAAUUGCCACUUUUUUGACGCGCAAAUUGGCCAACAAACAAAAUGCGAAUAUCAAAUGGAAGUGCCUCAAAGUCAUUGCCAAAACUGCAGAAUCUGUCAGUCGAGGACAAUUCAAGCGUGCCGUGGUUCAAGAUCAAUCUGGUGUGGCAGCCAUUCGAUUGGCAUCGAAUUUUAGGGCACCACCCGAUCCACUACGCGGCGAUGAGCCCUCCAAUCGGGUACGGAUGGCCGCCAAGGAAUGUCUCGAUAUUAUCUAUUCCGACACGCCCACACAAGCCGAGCAGAGUCCCUAUAAUUCAGGGGGAGGAAUGUCCAACACGUACGGUGCUCCACCUCACCAACAACCAUCCUAUGGAGGUGGAGGAGGUGGUGGAGGAAUGCCGCCUCCUGGAACGGGUCGUCGUAUGGAAGGCAUUGGAAACCCAAUGUUUUCGGAUCCUCGGCUAGAGCCAGAGCCCAAAAGUAAAAUGGAAGCCAUGAUGAAGGAUGUUGGAGAGACUGUUGUGGGAAUGAUCAAAGACCCAUUGGCUAGAGCUGCUGAUGCACGAAUUGCCAAUGCACACGGGGAAAUGCCACGUCCAGGUGGAAUGCAGGGAUUUGGUAGUCACAACAGUGGAUCGUAUGGACGUCCUACUCCGCCUGGUCAGAGUCAAUUGGCUCAUGCUACUGGUGGACAGUGGACCAUGGCUUCUAACAGAGGACCCAAUGCAGUAGGAAGUAGUAGCAAUGCCAAUGACGCAUACUACAAGUCGCGUCAGCAAGGCAACAACGCAUUCUCUUGGGCCAACAAAGAUGCGCAUGGUUCCCAUGGAGGGGUUGGAGGUUCUUGGGCAUCUCCUGCUCCAACAUCACAACCCUCAUAUGCUGAUCACCACUCGACUACCCCCUCAAUCACCGUCAACUCUAUCCCAGGAUCUUCAGUCAACCGAGGCAGUAGUGGCACUGCGGUUAGUGAUGGCUCGUACGAAAAGAACUUGGUCAUGGAAUUGUGCCCACCAGGUGGCAUGAAGCCCGUUCCUCCUCCCGACAAACUCUUGAAUUUUGCCAAAGCAAUCCCCAGUCUCAAUGCUGAUCAAAUCAGUCCAGUCUUGUUGGAUUGCUUGGAAGAUGGACAUCCUUGGAUUAUGCGAGCCAAGGCACUUUGUGUUAUGGAAACUUGCAUUCAGGCAGGCUCUAGACCUGACAAUACCAAUCCCUAUGCCAACUUCUUUUAUACGUGCCGAGGAGAAAUUGAGCCACUUGCAUCUCAUGCGCGGGCUGCUGUCAGGGACCCAGCUCGGAGGGUCCUCACGUUGUUGGGUGUGGAAGUGACAGCAGAAAAGCAGGCUGCGCCACCUGCUGCAGCCCCACCUGCUCCCCCCGCCGAACCUGUCAACCUACUGGAUCUUAACGAUUCACCCGCAGCAGCCCCGCCUGUGCCUCCGCCAUCGGCAACCCCGCCGCCUCCAACUCAACCUGCUGUAUCGGGUGCAGAUAUGUUUGGUGGAAUGCAACUCAAAAGUGCCCCCGCUGUUGCAGCUGCUCAGGCGCCUGCACCUCCACCACCAGCACCAACCAGCGGAAAUUUACUGGAUGGGUUGAAUUUGAACAAUCCUCCUGCAGCGACCCCUGCUAAGCCUGCUGAGGUCAUUGACAUGUUUGGUUCCCUCUAUGUAAAAUCGAACGAGUUUGAGGAAGAGAAGAAGAGAGGAUCUGAAGAUUCAGAUGACCUUGCUGCCGUCGCAUCAUCUGGUUCUGCCUUUGGUUUUAUCAAUGCCAACGCUUCAAAUCAAGCUGCUGGAGCCUCUCCAGCGCCAGUGGCACAACCAAACACUAUGGAGUCUUUUGAUCCUCUCUCCAACUUCUCACCCAACACGCAAACACAAAUGUUGCAGGUUUCUCCGCAGCAGAUGCAAGCACUGGCCUACCAGCAAAUGAUGAUGCAGCAGCAGGCACUACAAAUGCAGAUGGCCAUGGCAAUGCAAGGUGGCGGCAUGCCGCGCGCACCAAUGCAGAUGCAAAUGAUGCCUGGUGUAGCUCCAGGAGUGAUGGGCCCGCAUCCGGGGAAUAAUACCAGCACGGGAUUCUCAUUUCUGGACAAACCUGCGGCAAAGAAGGAAGACAAAAUGUUUGAUUUUGUCCAAGACGCCAUCAAAACAGAAAAAACCCACCAUUAGUAUGAUUGUGAUAGACGAGUGUUAUUUGGAGGUCUAGCUAGCCAGAUAAAAAGAAAUAGUUGUGCUGACCAC